GCCCUCUUGCUGUUGCUGCCAGAAAGUUGUUACUUUACUAGGUGAAUCUCAAGAAAAAAGUCGAGCUGAGACUAAGGUCAUGGGCAAAACAAGCACAAAGAACCCACUACUAAGAAGGAACAACCACAUUCUAAUGAUGAGCCAAAUGAGGGUGAAAGAAGGUGAAGCUAAAGGGAUUACCCGGCAAAUUGGUGCCACAUAUAUUCCUACACAGAAUAUAAGAGAUAGAACAAGAAAACUUAAAGUUGAUGUGAAAUUGAAGGUCCUAGGUCUACUAGUUAUUGAUACCCCUGGACAUCAGUCAUUCACUAACUUAAGGUCUUGGGGCUUAGGUUUGUGUGACAUUGCAAUUUUGGUUAUUGACAUAAUGCAUGGUUUAGAACCACAAACCAUUGAAUCAAUCAAUCUUCUAAAAAUGAGGGAUACAAAAUUUACUGUCGCAUUGAAUAAGGUGGAUAGACUUUAUGGGUGGAAACUUGACGGAAUGCACCAAUUUGGUGAAGGCAUUUCUGAUUUGUUGCUAUGGUUAGUUCAAUGGACUUUGAAGACUAUGGUUGAGAGACUUACUUACAGUAAUGAAGUACAGGGUGCAACUAUUGCACUUCCUCUUUAUUUUGCAACAGAGAGGGGACCUUACAAUGAUGCUGGUGUAAUCUAUUGGACAGACAUUAUGCCUACAUCAGGUGGUUUGACUAUUGUGAGCCAUGUGGUUCUUGAACCAUGCUCACUGCAACAUAUUCAAGUAGCUUUAGCCAUUGAGAUUGAUAAUUCUACUAGGUGCUACCCAACUUUGAAAUUUGUGGGGCAGAAGCAAGCUGUAAGGGUUGUGUUCUUUGGAAUGGCUUUCAUGUUUGCAAGAUCAUCUAAACUCGAUUAUAAUGUU
Molecule: messenger RNA, 883 nt
Organism: Thlaspi arvense
Lineage: Eukaryota; Viridiplantae; Streptophyta; Magnoliopsida; Brassicales; Brassicaceae
Source: the annotation of a GenBank genome assembly